UUUUAGCUCAGCCAGCUUUCCGAGCACUCGAUUGAAUUCUUCUUGGGGCUGACGCCCAGAUGUCGUUCGCCGACGGAUCUCCCCAGGAAGCCUCGCCAGACUCAGCAUGGCGGCCGAAGGUCGGCACCUGGGACCCGCGCGAGUCCAUCGACAUUCGUCUCGAGGGCCUCGAGGGGGCCGCCCGCAUGGACUUCGUCAUGACGACGUACGUGUUGCCAAGGCCGCCCACUGCAAAGCUCUACUUGUGGAAUUCUGCUACGGGCGAGAAGCGCGUGCGCAGGCACAUGCUCAACCAGCGCACACAAAAGGCAGUGGUGGUGCGAUACUGCAAGCUGUUCAUGAAGCGAGGCCUGAUGACAGCAUUCAGGGGGAAGAUGUGGCACGUGAAGGACACGAACGGAGACGCCGACCUGAUGAUCGGCGGUGGUACGUUGGUUGACGCCAUCCACAUGGCGCAUAGGUUGGACCCCACGAAUCAGCACGUCGCGUGGGUGUACAAGAACGGCAUCAACGACACAUACGAGUUCCAUCGCGAUACUCCGUUGGACGUCCUGAAGUGGGUUCGCGUCCAAGCGAACAUGUACCACACGGGGUCGGAGGCCACAGUGAUCGAGCUGUACGACGAGUGCCCAAUCAUCCAGAAGCACUGGGACGCACACCGCAAGAAACACUCCAUCACGAAGUCCACGUGCCCUUCGAAGGGCCCGCACCGAUACGAGAAGCAGCACGAGGAGUUCGUGCUGGCCAAUCACAAGGAUUUCUUCGGAUCGACGCCAUGGCAGCACUUCGAGAACUGCAAAUCUUUCUACAACGCAAUGGCCAACGUUCUCGGUGUGUACGACGAGUACAAAAAUAUGAUGGAGCAGAAGUCAAACUUCUUGGGCCCCCGCAUCGACAACCAGACGAUGUGCAGGUUCAAUCACGACAUUGUGUCGCUGCUCGUGGAGAAGUUCUCGAACGCGAUGGACCCAGUCAUCUUCAAGAAGCUCGUCAUCGAGGUCCUGAAGCUCGCCGCGCCGAUCUUGCUGGACUCCGAAGACAUUGACUCGGAGACGAGCUCGAACCCAAAGCUUGAGGUGCCCUGGAUCUUCUGGGACGCUAAGUCCCGCAUCAAGUUGGACUGGAUGAUGGCGCCCAUGGGUGGGUCUGUCGUCUACGACCCCACUUGCAAAAGGAGAGGCCAGGCAUCCAGGGGAUCAAAGCGCAGUGCAUGCCAGCUUGAGGCUGUACCUGAGGACGCCGAGGUUCGCGAUGGUGGUGCUGUGAACCCUCAGCCUCUGGUAGACACGGACGGUCACGGGAAGCCGAAUGCCAAGGCCAAGGCCAAGGGCAAGGGGAGACCCAAGAAGACUAGUGGCUCCUGCAGCGCCUCAGGCAGCGAGUCGCACGAGCCCCCCCUGGAGACGAGGCGCAUUUGCGAUGGAUCGCGCGACAAGUACUUCAUCGACGAUAUGAUCGGGGUCAUUUGGGGGCCAGUGGAGAAGCUCCCGUCGAAUCUCAUCCUCGUUGACGAGCUCUCGCGUUCGAUCAAGAUUGGCCUCAUGUUCCUGUUUACAGGGGGCGUGCAGUGGAACGGCACAUACAUCGAGAAGUGGAGCGUGCUACGCAAGGAGCUCAGGGCGAACACUGCUCGCGUUCAUUCGCAUCUGUAUCAGAACCAUCUCGAUGCAUCCUUGUGGGGCGUUGCACCUGAGAAGGUCGUCACAGUUGUCUGCGACCAGCUGGCGACUGCGGAGCAGGCUGAACAUCCAGUGCCAUCUGCGUCCGCCACGUACGCAACCAAGGAGCAAGAGACACUUGCGACUCUCCAAACCGAUCGUGACACCAUGAUGCAAUUGGUCACGCUGAUCAACGACACCGACCUCACCAAGCCGUGCAGAUUCCACCCGCAACUCCAGAACAUGGUGAAGACGAUCUUCGGGUGGAACGGCGACGUGAGCGUGGGCCAGGCCCUGAGCAUGAUGAAGGACUUGAUUUUCAAUCAUAUUCGCCCUGAGUUCGUGGACUUUGGUUUUCUAUGCCGCGAAGUGGUUAGGCAGACCAGUGCGACUCCAUCCGACGUGUCCUUGGGAAUCUUCAACACUGAUAUCAAUCUCACGCGCUUCUUGGCCAUGCGAGCUACCUACAUGUUCGAGAUGCUGGGCGCCAUGGCCGACUUCGUGUUCAUGAAGGAUGUAAGCAUGGAUGUCCUGGUGGCGAACACCAGCGCCAUCACGGAGUCGGACUGCAUGUUGGACCGCAACACUUGGGCGCCGUUCUGGUCGGAACUGUUGCGUGAGUCGAGCACUACGGACUUCCAAGUUGCAAGCGUGCGGAACAAAGUCCUCGCGGCAACUCUCGCCGACGGGGCAGCCAGUGCAGUCGACAAGGGCAACUGCGCCGAGGCGCCAUCCGUCGAGGCAGCCACCAGCGCCGGGGCCGAGGCGCCUGCCGACGCCUCGGAGACGGCACCGGCACAGGAGGCUACGGUUACCAACGCCGAGACCAAGAAGGAUGGCGACGACAAGGCCGCUGAGCCGACCAAGGAGGACUGCAUUGUCAUGGCCAAGAAAGGUGGCGACGCAAGCACCGACGCCGCUAAGCAGGCCAAGCUCUCGACGUUGGCUGAGAUUCGCAACGUGUUCAAGACCAGCAUCGACGUCGGGGCCGCUCCUCUCACGAUUGAGUUGUUCACUAAAGCGUUGGAGACGUAUUUGUGGAGGACCUACGCACACAGUCCUCCCAGGAAGGGGGCGCCAGCUGAAUGGGGCACGUCAUUCAUCGAGGCUGACCCGUCAGAGUCGCCCCCGCGCCUGAUUGCGUCACGUGCGACGCCAGCGAUCCAGAUGGUAUUCCUUGGAAAAGUGACGCGCAUGCCCAGCAGAGGGAGCCUGCCCGUGUGCCAGUACGCCAACGAGCAGCUCUACAUCGACGGCCACAACUACAGCACGUUCUCGUGCGAAGCGUUCCAGCCAGCCUGGAUGGUGUCUACGACGUCCGCGAAGGCCGCCGCUGCAGCUACGAUGGUCGUUCAGACUUUUCAGGACAGCUUCACGUUCACGUACACCAACGUGAAUAAGGAGAUCACGGUGGAUGUCCCCGUGACGGUGCACUACCUCGAGAUGAACCCCUCUGUGAUCAAAAAGGCAAACGUGGAGUUGACCCGCCCUCCUAUCCCUGGCGCCGUGACAGCAAUGACAGUGACUGAGAUUGCUAAGAGGACUGCUGCAGCCAAUUGCCCCCGCAAUACGACGGGGGAGAACAGCGAGCACAAAGCUGCGAUUUCUGACCCUAAGUGGAAGCACUGCAAACACGUGUUCCGCUGAUGCAAUUGCGUGUCGGUGCGAUUUUCGAGGCGAGGAAUAUCCCGAACGAAACCCGACACAUCAACGACACCUUAAAUGCGACGACGAGCCUCGAAAAUGCAGGAACGAGCCACGGUGCGAACGCAUAGCUAGGCGGCUACUGCUGGCCGAGACAUUCGCGAACACGUAGCUAGACCACCGCAUGGGGGAAUGAGGAGGAGGAGGAGGACGAAUGUGCGCGACUGAGUGGGAGCGUCGCCGCCCCCUCAUCGGUGGGUUAGACGGCCACUGCUGGCCGAGACAUUUGCAAGCACGUAGCCGCACCACCUGAUCAGUGGGUUAGACGGCUACGACUGGCCGAUACUUUUGCGAGCACGUAGCUCGACCACCGCAUGGGGGAAUGAGGAGGAGGAGGAUGACGAAUGUGCGCGACUGAGUGGGAGCGUCGCCGCCCCCUCCCUCAUCGGUGGGUUAGACGGCCACUGCUGGCCGAGACAUUUGCAAGCACGUAGCUAGACCACCUAAUCAGUGGUGGGUUAGACGGCCACGGCUGGCCGAUAGUUUUGCGAGCACGUAGCUCGACCACCUCUGCGGUGGGUUAGACGGCCACUGCUGGCCGAGACAGUUUCUUUAGAUGUUGUUGGGUCAAUCACAACCUUGUCCGUUCAUGGGCCGAUCCAACUUCAGACAGUCGAGUUUUUUUUUUCAGACGGCGCACCGUGGCUCAGCGCACCCCUGCAACAAAGAAAACAGCUGGGAGCCCCCCGUUCCCUCGUUCCUCCUCCCUCCUCCCUCGCUCCUCCCUCCUCGCUCGACCCUCCUCCCCCUCCAUCCUCCUGCCCCCCUCUUCCCUCUCUUCGUCUUGCCACUUUGGCUCGCGCCACAGUGAGCCAAGCUCUACAACAUACUUGCUCAAGCCAUGUUGUUGCUUCACUGCAACCCCACGGUCCAGAAUUUUCGAUGGCAUCCAAGGCCGAGGCCUGAAUAAAUGUAUUCCCGC
Molecule: messenger RNA, 4284 nt
Organism: Prorocentrum cordatum
Lineage: Eukaryota; Dinophyceae; Prorocentrales; Prorocentraceae
Source: the annotation of a GenBank genome assembly